Messenger RNA from Asparagus officinalis (garden asparagus), 960 nucleotides. RefSeq names its product protein FAR1-RELATED SEQUENCE 5-like. The record is from RefSeq and is a predicted model, not a curated record. NCBI's taxonomy places the organism in Eukaryota, Viridiplantae, Streptophyta, Magnoliopsida, Asparagales, Asparagaceae. The transcript has a single exon. Gene Ontology annotation, biological process: regulation of DNA-templated transcription. Bases 1 to 960 code for a protein of 319 amino acids.
AUGGGAGAAUCAAGUGCUAGUGGAAUUGAAAUUUCUGCCAGUACAGAAAAUGCUCCUAAGCCACUACUCGGAAUGAAAUUUAAUACUUAUGAAGAAGCUUAUAACUAUUAUAACCAUUAUGCAUUGUUGAUGGGUUUUGGAAUACGGAAGAGCAUAGACAGAAAGUUUGUUUGUGAUAAGGAGGGCUAUAGAUCUAAUAGAGAUAAGAUGGAGAUGCCUUUUCGGCGAGAGACCCGAGUAGGAUGUAAGGCAAUAAUGAGAGUUAAAGUGUUGGAGGACAAAUCGUGGGAGGUCACGGGGUUUGUUGAAGAACAUACAAAUCAUGUGUUGAGUAGUCCAGACAAAGCAAAGUUGCACAGAUCACACCAACAAUUCCAUAAACUUCAAAGUUGUAAAAAACUUAUUGAGAGUUUGCAAGAAGAAGGUAUGCCUCCAUCCACUAUUUCUCGCGUCAUUAACGCAACCACUGGAAGAGAAGGCGAAUUAGUGACACCACAACAGUGUAUUGAUCACAUCAGAUACCAAAGAGUCAACAAUAUUGGCCAUGAAUGCAUAUCUAUCAUAAAACAUUUUCAGAGUAUGACAGCAAAUGAUCCAGAAUUCUAUUUUGCAAUAGAAGUGGAAAGUAGUGGACAAAUGAGGAGUGUUUUCUGGGCUGACGGAAGAUCAAGAGCGUCUUAUUUGCAAUUUAGUGAUGUUGUUGUGUUUGAUGUGACAUACAAAACUAAUAAGUUCAGUCUUCCAUUUGCUCCAUUUACUAGUGUGAAUCAUCAUAGGCAGUCCACUUUACUUGGUUGUGCAUUAUUAGCUGAUGAACAAGAAGAUACAUUUGUGUGGUUAUUUGAAGAAUGGCUUAAAUGCAUGCAUGGGGUUGAACCAGGUGCUAUUAUAACAGAUCAGGAUAGAGCCAUGUGCAAUGCUAUUCACUCUGUGUUUCCAAUGACAAGACAUCGUUAUUGA